AAAACAAAGCUAGCUGGCAGAGCAAAAUACAUACAGAUUUCUGCAUGUGACUACAACUACACGUUAAAGCGUCCUUGUUGCUGCGAACCAAAUCAAACAAGAUAAAAGAGGAGAGUUUUUCGAGAGGAGGCUCCAUUAUCUCUUUCCAGAGAAGGAAAUAUGUUUGAUACUCUUGGACUCAUUUGUAUGAUUUGGUGGUAUUUGAUGCUAUUUCAUCCCUUGCAUGCUGACUUCCAGUGUAUGGAGUACACACAGGAAUCGCCCAUUACAAAUGUGAAUGUGGACUGGAGAAAAAUGGAACUGUCCUGGGAGAGCAGCAGGAAUUUCUCUGAGUACAAAUGUACCAUCAUGGACAGGGACAUGGAAUAUAUAGACAUAGAGGUACAUAGUCCACUAUGCAACUUUCAAGAGGAACUAGACAAGCCUCUGCACAAAGGGGUAUUCUUCAACAUUGAAGUGCCAAACACAAAUAUCUCAAAACAAUGCAGCUUUCUCCCUGGAGGCAUGAAUGGGUCGGCCAUUGAAAACUUCUCCUGUGUGAUUUAUAACAUCUUCCUCAUGAACUGCACUUGGCAGGCAGGAAGGGAUGCUCCAGCAGACACACAGUAUUUUCUCUACUGGCAGAAGUCGAGAGAUGAAGAGGAGAUGGAAUGUGAGCUUUACAUUAAAGAUGAAAAUUGUAGAAAUAUGGGAUGUAUUUUCGAAAAUGUGAGCAUAGGGGUUGAAAAAGCUUACUUUCUGGUGAAUGGGUCUAGCAAAGACUCUGUGAUCCAGUUCUAUGAUGAGUACAUUGACCUGUAUAAAAUUGAAAUACUCACUGCUCCAUUAAAUGUCACUGCUGAUUGUACCAGAGGUUCAGCAGGUUGCAUAAUUACGUGGCAUCCACCCCUUACAAAUCAUGUGGAAGAAUCAAGGUGUUUUCAGUAUGAAAUUAGCAUACAAAAUAAGGACGAGCCCAAAGAAGAGAAAAAACUUCCUCGUGUAAGGGAUGACAGAUAUGAAUUCCAAAACUACAAUGAGAAAAAAAGAUACAUUCUGAAAAUCAGAGCACGUGGAAAAAACUGUCUCGUGAGCUCAAACUGGGGGGAAUGGAGUGAACCCAUUGAGUUUGGUCAAGGGAAAGAUUACUUUAUUUUUGUGAUUUUAUUUCUGAUUGCACUUGGAACAAUCUCAAUUACACUUCUCCUGUAUUGUCUUUUCAAAAGGUGCUGCAAUUUCAAGAACUUAUUUCCUACCAUACCACAACCAAGAGACAAAUUCAGUGCAUUAACUGAUGAAGAUAUCCAGACAGAAUAUGUAUAUCUACCAACAAAAAGUCAUACUGAGGAAAUAACUGCAAUUGAAGAAUGAUCCAACUUUCCAAAAACACACCUGAUUUCCCAACCUGAAAGAAAAUUACGGAUCCUGCUGACAAGUACUUCAAACCAGCCUAUAAGAGAAUAUAAUCACCUAUAAAAUUGUUUGUCCCCUUAAAAUAUGCUUUAAAUGGAGAAGAUGAAAAAAAGAA
Molecule: messenger RNA, 1507 nt
Organism: Sturnus vulgaris (Common starling)
Lineage: Eukaryota; Metazoa; Chordata; Aves; Passeriformes; Sturnidae
Product: granulocyte-macrophage colony-stimulating factor receptor subunit alpha-like
Biological process (GO): cytokine-mediated signaling pathway
Cellular component (GO): external side of plasma membrane; membrane
Molecular function (GO): cytokine receptor activity; protein binding
Source: RefSeq, a predicted model, not a curated record